This is a messenger RNA of Lotus japonicus, 4553 nucleotides long. Its product is annotated as protein RETICULATA-RELATED 5, chloroplastic-like. The transcript has 7 exons. The coding region runs from base 168 to 2471 and encodes 767 amino acids. The record is from RefSeq and is a predicted model, not a curated record. Lineage: Eukaryota; Viridiplantae; Streptophyta; Magnoliopsida; Fabales; Fabaceae.
GAGCCGAUCGGACAGACUUUAAAAAUAACAUAAAGAUUAUGCAAUAUUUGUUGUAAGGCUGAAAUUCAACCACUGCUUGUUUCAUUGUUUAUGUCACUGAAUGAAAAGUGAGGUGACCAAAGUUCACUAGUUUGUUCAUCAUCAUCACAAGGUUCCAUUGAAGGGAGAUGAAGCCUCACACUCAGGCUUCAUUCGCCACCGGCCCGCCGCACGUGACCUAUUUUCGUCGCGCACGUGCCUCGCCAUCCAAGACUCAUCUUCCGCUGCCGCACCACGAAGUCCGGCGCGUUUGGACCGCCAAACGCCGCCGUGUCAGCUUAUCCGUCCGCCACCCGAACCGCGUCGUCGCCGCAUGGAAACCCGAACAUUCCGACCGGAGCGAGAGGGAAGACUCCGUCGAGCCAACAACGGAUAGUGCUCGAGCUCGAAGCAGCCGGCGAGGCGUCCUGGUCGCGCCGUUCCUGGCCGCCGGCGCGUCGUUUCUGCUCUCCGCAGCGAGAGCGGAAGAGAAAUCGCCGCCACCAUCUCCGUCGCCGACACCGUCGUCUCCGGCGGCGGCGGAAUUGACGGCUGUGAAACCGGACGAGGAGAAGAAGAAAGAGGAACCGGCGGAAGUGGUGACGUCGAGGAUUUACGACGCGACGGCGAUAGGGGAACCGUUGGCGAUAGGGAAGGAGAAAGGGAAAGUGUGGGAGAAGUUGAUGAAUUCUCGAGUGGUUUAUUUGGGGGAAGCGGAGCAGGUUCCGGUUCGUGAUGACAAGGAAUUGGAGCUUGAGAUUGUGAAGAAUUUGCAGAGGCGUUGUGUUGAGAAAGAAAAGCGAUUGUCUUUGGCUCUUGAAGCUUUUCCCUCUGAUCUUCAGGAACCACUCAAUCAGUACUUGGAUAAGAAGAUAGAUGGAGAAACUUUGAAGACUUAUACAGGGCAUUGGCCGCCUGAACGAUGGCAGGAGUAUGAACCUAUUCUUAGUUACUGCCUUGAAAAUGGAAUUCGACUUGUAGCUUGCGGUACUCCACUGAAGAUCUUAAGGACUGUCCAGGCAGAAGGAAUUCGUGGUCUUACAAAGGCUGAACGUAAAUUAUAUGCACCUCCAGCUGGUUCAGGCUUCAUAUCUGGCUUUACUUCUAUCUCGCGUAGAUCUUUACUCGAUAGCACUCCAAAUCUGUCUUUUCCUUUUGGUCCUAGCUCAUACCUAUCUGCACAGGCUAGAGUAGUUGAUGAGUAUACUAUGUCCCAGAUUAUCUUACAAAAUGUGCUUGAUGGAGGAGCAAAUGGUAUGUUAUUAGUUGUGACUGGUGCGAGCCAUGUUACAUAUGGAUCUAGAGGAACUGGAGUGCCAGCAAGAAUUUCAAGAAAAAUACAAAAGAAAAACCAAGUAGUCAUAUUACUUGAUCCUGAGAGGCAAUUCAUUCGCAGAGAGGGAGAAGUUCCAGUUGCUGAUUUUUUGUGGUAUUCUGCUGCCAGACCCUGUAAUAGAAAUUGCUUUGACCGUGCUGAGAUUGCUCGGGUUAUGAAUGCUGCUGGGCAGAGGCGAGAUGCCCUCCCACAGGAUCUUCAAAAGGGAAUUGAUCUUGGUUUAGUAUCACCAGAGGUUUUGCAAAACUUCUUUGAUCUUGAGAAGUAUCCUCUGAUUUCAGAACUCACACACCGUUUCCAGGGUUUCAGGGAAAGAUUGUUGGCAGAUCCCAAAUUCUUGCAUAGAUUAGCCAUAGAAGAAGCUAUUUCAAUAACAACUACAUUAAUAGCACAGUAUGAAAAGCGGAAAGAAAACUUUUUCCAAGAGCUUGACUAUGUUAUUACGGAUACUGUUCGAGGAUCAGUUGUUGAUUUCUUUACAGUGUGGCUCCCUGCACCAACGUUGUCAUUCCUUUCAUAUGCUGAUGAGACGAAUGCACCUGAUAACCUUAAUUCUCUAAUAGGUCUUCUUGGUUCUAUCCCUGACAAUGCAUUUCAAAAGAAUCCAGCAGGGACAAACUGGGAUCUCAACCAUCGAGUUGCAUCAGUUGUAUUUGGUGGUAUAAAGCUAGCUAGUGUUGGAUUUGUUUCAAGCAUAGGAGCCGUGGCUUCAUCAAAUUCUCUGUAUGCAUUUCGUAAAUUCCUUAAUCCAGCCGCUUUCACGAAUCAGCAGAUUGUAAGGUCACCAAUACUUAAAACAGCACUCGUUUAUGCAUGCUUUCUUGGACUAUCUGCAAAUCUCCGUUAUCAGAUAAUUGCAGGGGUAGUCGAGCAUCGCAUUUCUGAUCAGUUUGCUUCCCAAACAUUUCUUGUGAAUAUGCUUUCUUUUGUAUCACGGACAAUCAAUUCAUAUUGGGGCACCCAGCAAUGGAUUGACCUUGCACGCUAUACGGGACUGCAAGUCAGAAAGACAGAGUCACUAGAUUCACCAGGGUCACCUACAUCAGAUACUCCAAGUCAAGCUGCAGUUUUAUGCAACGAAACAGAAGAAGCUAGCAUUGAUGAGCCUAAAAAGUAAAUGAGGUGUAAAUAUUCCUGCGACACUUUCUUAGUAAUUUGCAUUUUGCACUAUUUUUUUGAAUAGCUGGUUAAAUAGGCACAAAGGAAUAGGUUUUUCUUUUCAUAAUAAUCUCUCUCCCCCCCCCCCCGCGCUCUCUUUCUCGAUGAGUCUGUUUACAAUUCUUUAUUUGCUGAAUUGUAUAUUUUUUUUUCAAUAUAUACCCCCCUUCCCAAUUCAGUGAAUGUAAUAGUUUUUGGGUCUUCAGUUACAUAAGAAAAGUAUGGAAGAUGUGUGUUUUUUAUCUAUUAAGGUGUACUAAUGUUGUAAGGGCUCAGUUCAAGUCGAAACCAAAAAAGUUAACGCCUGUUUAGUUACAAGGAUAUCUCUUGGUAAGCAUUUCUAAAAUGGUGUAAAAAAUAGGUGCACUUGUAUUUGGACUUUCUGAUAUGGAGUUUAAAGUUUGGAGAUCUACAAAGAUAUAGUAUUAUUAUGAAGUCAAGAACCAUCAUAUUGAUCUCCAGUAAUCACUUUUGAGUAAUUUUGGGUUAUUUCUCUAUAAUUUGCAAGGGAAUACAUGUUCACUGCUUAGAUUCCAUUGAUUGGAAGCCUAGAGGGUGCGUGUCAAGAUCCUAGACGAUCACAGGGUAGUGUUGUGAUUUAUAUAUUGCUAGGAGAGGAGAUACUUGAGAUUUGGCAUGAAAUCAUGAAUCCAGUAUGGUGAAACCAACUGGAUUUUGUAAAUGGUGAUUAAAUAUCUGUCUUUUGAGUUUCUGAAAUUACUGAGAAUGUACUGUGAUUCUGUGAACCAGAAAGCUUGAGCCUUGAACCCCUUUAUUACAAGUGAUUGAACAAUAGAAUGUUUGAAAUACAGUUCAUGAAUAUAUCUUCGGCGGCAUAUGGCAUAUGGCAUAUUAUGCAUUAACUUUCAGUCUUUCUGGACCCUGCUACUCAUCUAUACUUUGAAUCAGCUUCUCUUUAACUUUGUAUAAGGCUUGUUCAAGGUUUUCCAGCUGCAUAUGUUUCACAACUCAUCAGUGUAUUGAGUUACUUGGUUUCAUAAUUUAAGUGUUAUUUUCAUGAUGCUUAUUUGGAAAUAACCAAUUCGCUAGCAGUUCAUUACCUCUUGUCUGGCAAAUCUGUUAUGCACGAAUAAUCCACUAUACAGAUCAUAACUGCUUCCCAUGACAGUAUCCUUCUGCAAGUGAUUUUUUUAUGUUACAAGAACACAUCAAUUAUACCAUUCCUAUUUGUGUAAAAAAAAUAAAGAAAUGAUAGCUUUUGGAGGAAGUAUUCAAAAGAAAGAAAAAUAUAUGAAGUUUACCACUUGAAUGAGUGCCUGAAAGCCCUUGGUGUCAACAGGUGUGGGUUUAAUAUCCAUUUCACCUAAUGCCCUGGUAAAGACACCAAAAGUUGCUGCUAGUGAGCAUUUAUUCAAAAUUUUAAAUGCUUUUCUGGUUGUUUAGGUAUGUAGAAGGCUUCAUACCUGCCUAUUGUGUGUGUGAUAAAUUGACUCUUCGCAGCUGCUUUAUCAUGUUCCUCACAGGUCAUUUCUACCAUUUUGCAACCCUGCGCAAAACUAAAAGUUGCAAAUUUACCUACCUUAAAGCUGAAAUCAAUUUCAGUGAGAAGCUUCUGUGAGUGACAAAAUUAAUUCCGAGGAAAAUAAGCUGAUCCAACCUACCUCUGUUGCAAAAAUCUGAAGGUAUUUAAAGCAGGUAGCUUCAUCUCGUAUUCUAACUUUAUCAAACAUGAAAGUGAGAUCUGUCCACCCAUUCUUGCCACUCACGGGUCCAAACAUUGGGUGGGUGCAGAGUAUGUCUGACUCCUCUGGCAACACCUUAACAAACAAAGACAAAAACAAACCGCUGCAAUUGAAACUAAAGUACAAGUAAACUAAAAGCACUGGCGUGGCUAAUAUAACUGCGUACUUUAAGCAGAACGUCCUUUGGGUGCUCUUUGACUGAAAGUACAUCAACAAACAGCGUUGGUCGCUUCAGACGAUCUAGUGGCAUUGACCCGACAACCUCAGACAGCGACAAGAUCGAUGUGCAUAACAAGAUGACAUCCAUGCCAGCAUCGAGGAAUGCAGUGACAUCCCUG